AUGCUUGGUCAGGCCUUGUCACAAUCCCCGGUCGGACAGCAUGAUGGGAAACCAGGGCGACUGCGAGCGGCCUGUACCAGCUGCCAUGCGGCCAAGGUCCGUUGCAGUGGCGAGAAGACGGGCUGUGUGCGCUGCCGCAGUCUGGGCCACGAAUGCAUCUACCUUGAAUCGCGAGUGGGAAAGACCAGAGGGCGACGAAAGCGCAGUGCUGGACAGGAACGGGCACACUCGAUCAAUCAGAACUCGGCCCCGGAUCCCGCGUCCAAGAGAAAUUCGCCGUCCCGCAACGAUUCCCGCGAAGCUAUCACUUCUUCCUCGGGUUCUCCAGCCUUCAGCAUUGACACCAAUGACUUUCUGCACCAUGAUCUGUGGGAUAUUCCCCAGCCCGUCUCGGAUCCCAACAUCGCCGGGACGGAAGGGGGGCUGCAGGAGAUGGAACUACUCCAGGAGUAUACUAUGGGGGGCAUGAGCAGCAGUACAAAUUCUGUGGGUAAUGAACCGGGUCCUGACUUAGGUUCAUCGCACGACCGUCACCUGGACUCCGCCAUUGGCUCCUCGGAAGCACCGCAUACAUUUACUCCCUUGGUCCAAAGUCCGCCGUGGCGGUUGGAUGACAGGCAUCGCCUGCCCGGCUGCGACGGCUGGGCUCAGAAAACCAUCUCACGGGAGGCACCGUAUCGCCCGUACGGACGCCAGGGGCUCGUCACAGAUCCGACCUGCAAAGGAGUCAUCCUUGCCGCUGCAGAGAUCCUGGAGCAGCUGGAGGCAAAGGUGCGCGGUGGCCUCACCGCAAUCGAUGAGGUUCUCCGCGUCAACAAGGCCGCCACCCAGGCAAUCAGCGAGCUCAUGAGUCGACGCGAUUACACGUGUAGCGUAGGGGCAUCCAUUGUGAUGCUCGCGGCGGCACAGCAUGCCGUGCAUUUAUUCGAGACGGCCUGCGAGGAACUCUACCCUGCGCUUCUUCAGAAUCAGUGGCCUACCGCGCCCGAUAUUGCGGGAAAACGUCCCAAUUCCGUUGUUCCCGCGCUCUCCUACACGCCUGGGAUCGGCUUCGGGUCCUUUCUCCUCGAUCCGCAGGAGCAGGCGGUUUUAUCGGCGCGGAUUAUAUCUACAGAGUUGCGCCGAAGUCUCCAGAUGCUUCGGUGUCUCUCAUCGUCGCCACGGCCGGAUCACCGCUCCUUCUGUCUAAACAGCUGGACACAAAGUCUGGAAAAAAGAAUACAAUAUCUCAUUUCAGUUGUAGAGAGUAUUUAG
This is a messenger RNA of Aspergillus pseudoviridinutans, 1254 nucleotides long. RefSeq names its product Zn(II)2Cys6 transcription factor domain-containing protein. Gene Ontology annotation, molecular function: DNA-binding transcription factor activity, RNA polymerase II-specific; zinc ion binding. Bases 1 to 1254 code for a protein of 417 amino acids. Gene Ontology annotation, biological process: regulation of DNA-templated transcription. The record is from RefSeq and is a predicted model, not a curated record. The transcript is spliced from 2 exons. NCBI's taxonomy places the organism in Eukaryota, Fungi, Ascomycota, Eurotiomycetes, Eurotiales, Aspergillaceae.